AUGGAGCCUCAAGGCAUCACCCAGUUGCUUCAUGUGAGAUUUGAUCAGGUUGGAGGAGAAAGCAAUGGUGGAAGUGCAUGGGUAAUCCUGCAGGCUGUGCAGGAAAGGCAAGAGAAAGAGGAUGUACAGGGCCACCCUGUGUCAGGGGCAGCAGCCACAGAAGAAGAAGGUACAAAAGAAGAAUCCAGAGGCAAUACUCCUGCUGUCUUCGUGGAUAGCUGGAACUAUGAAGGCGGGACCAGCAGCAGUGGCCAGGAUAAGGUCCAACAGCAGGAGCCUAUCCCUGGCAGCUCAAAGGACCCUUGAGGGUCACCAGGCCAGCUGCCCCGCUUCCGCCACAGGUUCACCCAGUUCCAGCUGCAGGAGCUAGAGCGCAUUUUUGAACGCAAUCACUACCCUAAUACUGCAGCACGAAAAGAGCUUGCAAGAUGGAUUGCUGUGACAGAAACCAGAGUGCAGAACUGGUUUAAGAGUAGGAGAGCCAAAUAUAGGAAGUACCUGAAGAUGUAA
Psammomys obesus (fat sand rat) is the source of this 510-nucleotide messenger RNA. RefSeq names its product rhox homeobox family member 2-like. Lineage: Eukaryota; Metazoa; Chordata; Mammalia; Rodentia; Muridae. Gene Ontology annotation, molecular function: DNA binding. The record is from RefSeq and is a predicted model, not a curated record. The transcript has 4 exons.